GUGUGGAGUGUGCGAAUGUGGUUCAGAUGCCGUGCGUGUCCCCUGAGGAAGUUCCGUUCUGAUGCAUCUCGCGUGUGUGCGGCUCGUUGCAGGAAGCUGUACGUGAGCCUGUCUGUGGCACUGUGCAUCCUCGUCUGCUCGCUGAUCCUCUUCUUCCUCUUUCCGCGGAGCGUCCUGCUCUCCCCUGUGGCUGUCAAGUCCGUCUACGUCUUCUUCACUCCCUCCACAGUGGAAAUGACCAUCACUAACGUCAUCAACAUCACAAACAACAACUUUGCCAUCGUCCAGGCGACCGAUCUGAGUGUGCAGGUGCUCUUCUACGACACGGUCUUGGGAACGGCUUCCAUCUCCAACGUCACCAGCGUCCAGCCGCGCAGCGUGGAAGGGUACACUUACGUCAUUCCCAUUCAGAUGACUGACGAAGGCCUAAACUCUUACUGCAAGUCAGUCGCCAUACGGAUUCACACCUUAUUCCUGCAUCUACAGAUGACAAUGAAGGUGUUCUAUCUAUCCCACUCUGAGCAGCUGUCUCUGGACACGUUUGAGUACAUCGACUGUGGCACCAACACCACUGUCCCCCACUUCUUUUGACCCCUCCCCCUGAAACACUCGGGAGGUCACUGGACAAGCCAAGGCUUCUGCCGUUUUCCAGGUCUAGGUGUGACUCAAGGACGCAAACCCUGGAAUAUGGACCGUAACGACGGCCACUGAACGCAGUGAACACAAUGUAGACCCCCCUGCAAGAGAGCACCCUCCCCUGGCCCCGUACUACUACUGGCCAGGGAGCGGCACUGCUUCCCACACUGGUAGAACCAGCUGCUGGGGCUGGGUGGGAGUUUUACAAAUGGUCCAGCGGUUCUAAGCCGGAGCACAGACCAAGGUUGCAGAGAUUUGAUUGAAACUACAUUCAUUUUUGUCAGUUUUUAAUCACUGUGGAACUUCCCUGGUGGUGGGAAAGAACUCCAGCAUGCAAAGUGUCUGCUAGCUGUGUUUAUUUUUGCUGCCAAAUAACAUUUUUCAUUCAUUUAACCACGUUUUUGGGACAUUCAAUACCCUAAACCUUAUUCCAGUAACAGUUUGAAUUUAUUUCAUUAUAAUCCACGAACACAACUCAGUUCAGAGCACAAAUACAAGUAUAAGUAUUUAGGAUGUUUCUGACUUGUGUGUUGCAUUGAAGCACCUUUAUAUUGAACCACUGUGCAUUUUAAGUGCCCUGCCCAUGUAACAUUCUACCAUGGAUCCAUGGAAACAAAUUGCGGGUUGAUUUUCUUGUUUGUGAAGUCCAGAUAAUUAGCUAUUUUUGGUAUGAGGAUGUAUUACAUUGCUAUUUUCAACUUUAGCAUUUACCAGCAAUAAAAAAAAUUUGGCACAGGUGUUUUUGGCAGAGAAAGUAGCCGUGGCUAAAAAAUACCAGUUCUUCCCGUUUCACACUGAUGGUUCUCCGCUUCCUGUUGACGGUUUGCUGAAGGGCCUUUUCAGUGCUGAGAUGAGGCCACUAGGUGGCGACAGAGCUCUAUUCCCCGUUUCUGAAGUUUGGAGAGAACAUUUGUAACUGGGUAAUUGUGAAGGGUUGUUUUCAAUCUGUAGCAGUGUUGUUUUUCCACAAAUCAUACAGUGGGGAAUUUUUUUAAAAUUUCAUUUUAUUUUUACAAUUAUAAACCUUUCGUUAGCAAAUCUGAACACCGUGAUCAAGUACAGUACAAUUAUGUAAUCCUUCAUUUGUGUUGUAUGGCAUUCUUUUCUAAUGGUCAAAUCAAACUAUUUUCAAAUCGCUGUAAUCAUAUGCUGUACUGUGAGUUUAAAAGCCCAAUGUGUUGCCAGAUUCCUCAAGAAUGUCUUUAUUUGUGGUGUCCGAUAAAUGGAUGCAUACUUGUUAAGCGGAUGCAUUUUAGGCUUUUCUUUCAAGAGGAGGAACAGUUUCAUGUUUUCAGUAGUGAAUGUGAAGCACAUCAUAAAUGGUACUAAGUGACUUUUUAAAAAUGAAUACAUUGUAAUUUCUGUGUAUUGUGUGUUCAGUUUGUGUGUUCAAUUUCUUGGGUAAAAUAAAUCCUUUCACAGAUGUUCA
Anguilla rostrata (American eel) is the source of this 2065-nucleotide messenger RNA. RefSeq names its product transmembrane protein 106B-like. Lineage: Eukaryota; Metazoa; Chordata; Actinopteri; Anguilliformes; Anguillidae. The transcript is spliced from 5 exons. Bases 16 to 591 code for a protein of 191 amino acids. The record is from RefSeq and is a predicted model, not a curated record.